CAAAAUUCCGGCCUCACUUUGCUGCACUUCGCUGCAAAAGAGUCAAGCGAGCAAGUUGUUAAGGUUUUGAUUGAGAGGGGGGCAGAUGUUAACGCAAUUUCCGAUACAGGCGCGACACCACUUUGGUUAGCUGCAGACGCCAGCAUCGCUCCCAAUGUAAGGCUGCUGCUCUAUGCCCGAGCAAAAGUGUUGCCAGAAUCAGGUCUUGGUUGGAAUCCUCUACAUGCUGCUGCCAGAAGUGACUCUCUCGAAUGCAUAAAACUCCUUCUUGAUUAUGGU
Cladophialophora psammophila CBS 110553 is the source of this 279-nucleotide messenger RNA. RefSeq lists its product as uncharacterized. Gene Ontology annotation, molecular function: protein binding. The annotation marks the transcript as partial. The record is from RefSeq and is a predicted model, not a curated record. The transcript has a single exon. Lineage: Eukaryota; Fungi; Ascomycota; Eurotiomycetes; Chaetothyriales; Herpotrichiellaceae.